Eucalyptus grandis is the source of this 1494-nucleotide messenger RNA. RefSeq names its product protein FANTASTIC FOUR 1. NCBI's taxonomy places the organism in Eukaryota, Viridiplantae, Streptophyta, Magnoliopsida, Myrtales, Myrtaceae. The annotation marks the transcript as partial. The transcript has a single exon. The record is from RefSeq and is a predicted model, not a curated record.
GCACUACAAAUUGACGCCCUCCCCUCCACUCCUCUCUCCAUGCCCAACUCCUCCAAUUCUCUCUCUCUCUCUCUCUGUAGCUAACAGAGCAGCGGUUCAUCUCUCCUCUCUUUCCACUGUCCAGUUCUUGCAAUUCUCGGUCGACUCUCUUGCUUCCCCCAGCAGCUCAAUUCCCAUAACCAGAGAGAGGCCCCGAGAGAGAUGGCAACGCUCAUGUACCGAGGCUUGCAGACGUACCUAGAACCACACCUCGUGCCAGAGCCAGCAAUGACCGCUCUGACGCUCAAAUUGCUUUCCCCCCGCCACCACCACCAAUUCGCUCAGGCUCUUCUUGAAAUGAACUCCUCGAGUCCUCCCCAGUGCCCUCCCGUCAACACCCCGCCCCAGCAGCUCCUUGAAGACCCUAAGCACACCCACACCCACACCCACCACCACCAGCAUCAUCCCAUCUCUUCAUCUUCUUCAUCGAAUCCCAACAUGGGUCGGGCUCUCGGUGGCUGGAGCUUCUUGCAUGCUCUCCCCACCACCACCACCACCAGCUGCCAAGAACCCUCCAGGCCGAACCCAGAACCGCCCGUUUACGUCCACCCUCUGGCCAAAGCCUCCAAGCUCAGGCUCAGCCCCCUGAGCCUGGAGCUCUGCACGGAGAACCUCGGCAGCGAGAGCAGCAACAUCGUCGCCUUCGACGACGGGGGCGACGGCGGCGACGGGGAUCCCCGGGACGUGAGCUCGUCGGCCAAGGGGGAACAAACGGCCCCGAGGCCUUGGUCGACGCGACCAAUCAUGAGCGUGGAAAACGCGAGCCAGAAAGCGAUACCUCGGACUAACAUUAAUAAUAGUAGCAACAGCAACAGUUUCCCACCACCUUUGACGACGAUAGCCAACGACUCCAUACGCGUGAGGCCACACAGGGAGGAAGGGCGGUUGAUUCUCGAGGCCGUCAGGGACCCACAGGGGAAUCGUCCUUGCUUUCGUGCGGAGAGAAGCCAUGGCCGCCUCAGGCUCUGCUUUUUCAAAGACAGGUCACCUCUCUGCUUUGACUCCGAAGAGCUAGAUGAUGAGGGAGAAAAUGAUGUCGAAGCGAGGACCGACGAUGCCGAAAACGACGUGGCGGUGGAAGAAGAAGAGGAUGAGCCACAAGAAUUGUUAUCAGUUGACGCCAGAGACGAAGAGGGAGAGGCAGAGGCAGAGCAUGACAGUGAUGGAGGCGAUGGUGAAGAGGAGGAGGCCAUGGACGGAACUCAUGAGGAGAUGGUUGGGGGCAACCUGGGGAUGGGAAUGUUGGAUCAUCACUACUGGCGUGAAAGAGGAGGAGGGAAUGGGCACGAGAGCAGCAAGAAAACAUUAACCUGGGAGCCUCUUUUGGUGGCUUUUCUUAGAGGAGAUCUCUGUCUCCCCUCCCCUUCCAAUCAUGGAAUUUUAAAUCAUAAUUCUCUCUUUUUUUUUUCAUUAAUCUCUCCCUUUCUUGAUCAUGAGGGUGAUGAUAUAAUGAUG